Messenger RNA from Guillardia theta CCMP2712, 1212 nucleotides. RefSeq lists its product as hypothetical. The record is from RefSeq and is a predicted model, not a curated record. The coding region runs from base 1 to 1212 and encodes 403 amino acids. Gene Ontology annotation, molecular function: protein binding. The transcript is spliced from 6 exons. NCBI's taxonomy places the organism in Eukaryota, Cryptophyceae, Pyrenomonadales, Geminigeraceae.
AUGAGUGCGAGCGAGACAGAGUCUCAAGGGACAGAUCACCGUGCGCAUGCGAGGGAGUUGAAGCAUGAGAUCGAAAGCUUUCAUCGGUUUGCAAGGGAAUUCGAGAGGGGUGACUACAGAGCUGUAGUCACCUUGGAAAAAGAUGUGACUCGGUUCGCCAAGCGAAGUAAAGGUAUUGAUGACAAGGCCGUUCACAACAUAUACCGAUGUCUCGGUAUCGCGUUCUUCGAGGAGAAGAUGUACAAUCAAUCUAUAAGAUAUCUGAAGAAAUUUCUUGAAUUCGCCAAGAGUGAUUACAACUGGAAUGGCAUCAUCGACACUCAUAAGGUACUUGCAAGGGCAUAUCAACUUCUGGACAAGACAGACAAGGCGAUCAAGCAUUAUCAGUCUCUUGUCAAGGCUUACCAGGCUACCAGCAGAUUCUCUGAGAUCGCAGGCGUGUCGACAGAGUUGGCACUUUUGUAUUCGUCCAAGGGAAAGUAUGCAAAUGCCAAGAAGAUUUUGUUGAACCAUCACGAGGCCGAUCCUUCAGUCUCACAAGAGCCUCCGAAUGAUCCUUUGCCCUCGUGGGGAGAGCUCGACACGGAUUCUGUCGUGGACGAGUUUGCUCGUCUUGCCCUUGAGCUUGAAGGUAAUCAGUUUCGUUACUUUUCUCCUUCACCUUUGAAGAUACCUCUCCACGAAAACACAGGAAUACAGCAAGGUGCAAAAGAAGAACACGGGUUGAGUUCGAAACCUGCAGAGAAGACUUUUGUGCGCAACAUCGAGUUACCUGACUUCGUGGUUGAAGACGACGUGCUGAAUUCCAAGUAUGAAGAAUUUAUAUCAAAGAUGUAUGAAAACGCGCAAAACGAAUCCAAGAAAUACUCCAUGAUUAGAUUUCCGCUCGUUCCGAAGAUCAUCAUGUCUGGCGGGGUCCCUCGAAGUUCUCAACCUCACUCUAACUUCGCGGAAUUCCUCGGGGAGAACCCGAACCGCUUCCGGAGGACUCGAGAGCAAAGGUGCAUGAAGCUCGGCUGCUCAGGAGGAGUGAUGUCGGCGAAAGAGACUCGAACUUUGAAAAGGUUCAAGUUCUUUCGCGUGCAGCUCAAAGAUUCAGAUCAUUUGUGUGACAUGCGGGAAAGCAACAGUGUCAUCAGGAGCGUUCUGUCGAAAGGCUUGUCUCGAACUUGUGACUUGAACGGAGGCUACUUGAUGCCUGGCUCUGACUAA